CAAAGGAGGAUCAAAGUUCUGCACUUUGGGGAAUUUUCUGAUUUAGGGCAUAGAAGGAAGAAGAAGGGAAGAACAUCUGAGAAGUAGAACAACAAGGUGCAUUAUAACCUUAAGAGAAAUUAUUUUUUUUUUGACUGGCUAGUUCCCUCAUAGGUAUGAUUAUUUUUUGUUUCUGUGGUAAUCUUCAAAGUCCUCAGAACAAUUCUGGUGUCACAGGUAGCAUUUAAGACACAUUCCUUGCUGGACGUGGUAGAGACGCCCCCCGUCCGUCGGGUCUCUCGCUGCAGUUCCUCAGGUUGGCCGCAGGGGGCGGAAUCUGCGGCGGCCUGGAAAACUGGCGGAGGCGCCAGGCGCCGCUCUCUCUCUCGAGUCAGGUUCUCAGCUCCCGGCUCCCGGAGCCCGGCGCGGAGCUGCUGCUCAAAGGACCCGCAGCCGAGGCGGGUGGGCGUGAGGACGCGGGACGCGGCGUCGUCUGAUCAGCCCGCAGUCCGCAGCCCCGCUGAGCCUGGAAGCCGCCGGGAUGGAGCCGCCGCUGCCGGUUGGAGCCCAGCCCCUUGCUACUGUCGAGGGUAUGGAGAUGAAGGGUCCUCUCCGGGAGCCCUGCGCCCUGACCCUAGCCCAGAGGAACGGGCAAUAUGAGUUAAUAAUCCAGUUGCACCAGAAGGAACAGCAUGUUCAAGAUAUCAUUCCUAUAAAUAGCCACUUCAGAUGUGUUCAAGAAGCAGAAGAAACUCUUCUGAUUGACAUAGCUUCAAACAGUGGCUGCAAAAUUCGAGUUCAGAGUGACUGGACCAGAGAGCGCCACUUUGAAAUCCCUGAUGAGGAACACUGUUUGAAGUUCCUCUCAGAGGUCUUUGCUGCUCAGGAAGCUCAGUCACAACUUCUGGUUCCAGAGCAAAAGGAGUCAUCCAGCUGGUACCAGAAAUUAGACACUACGGACAAACCUUCUGUUUUUUCAGGCCUUCUUGGGUUUGAGGACAAUUUUUCGUCUAUGAAUUUGGACAAGAAAAUAAAUUCACAAAAUCAGCCUACAGGGACUCAUCGGGAACCUCCACCCCCACCCUCUUCAGUGAAUAGAAUGCUUCCACGUGAAAAAGAAGCUUCAAACAAGGAACAGCCCAAAGUGACCAACACUAUGCGGAAGCUGUUUGUACCAAAUACCCAGUCUGGGCAGCGGGAGGGUCUCAUCAAACAUAUCCUGGCAAAGCGAGAGAAAGAAUAUGUCAACAUUCAGACUUUCAGAUUUUUUGUUGGAACUUGGAACGUGAAUGGCCAGUCUCCAGAUAGCGGGUUAGAACCUUGGCUGAACUGUGAUCCAAAUCCUCCUGAUAUCUACUGCAUUGGAUUCCAAGAGCUGGACUUGAGCACAGAAGCCUUUUUCUAUUUUGAAUCUAUGAAGGAACAAGAGUGGUCCAUGGCUGUAGAGAGAGGUUUGCAUUCCAAAGCCAAGUAUAAGAAAGUUCAACUAGUCCGUCUUGUUGGGAUGAUGCUCCUUAUAUUUGCCAGAAAGGAUCAGUAUCGACAUAUCCGUGAUGUUGCUACAGAAACAGUUGGAACUGGAGUCAUGGGGAAAAUGGGAAACAAAGGUGGAGUAGCUGUGAGAUUUGUGUUUCACAACACUACCUUUUGUAUCGUCAAUUCCCACCUGGCUGCACACGUGGAGGACUUUGAGAGAAGGAAUCAAGAUUAUAAGGACAUCUGUGCAAGAAUGAGUUUUGUGGUCCCAAAUCAGACCCUCCCACAACUGAACAUCAUGAAACAUGACGUUGUCAUUUGGUUGGGAGAUUUGAAUUACAGACUUUGCAUGCCUGAUGCCAAUGAGGUGAAAAGUCUCAUUAAUAAGAAUGACCUUCAGAGACUCUUGAAAUUUGACCAGCUAAAUAUUCAGCGCACGCAGAAAAGAGCUUUUGUUGACUUCAAUGAAGGGGAAAUCAAGUUUAUCCCCACUUAUAAGUAUGACUCUAAAACAGACCGGUGGGAUUCCAGCGGAAAAUGUCGAGUUCCAGCCUGGUGUGACCGAAUUCUUUGGAGAGGAACAAAUGUUAAUCAACUUAAUUAUCGGAGUCACAUGGAACUGAAAACCAGUGACCACAAGCCUGUUAGCGCCCUCUUCCAUAUUGGGGUGAAGGUUGUGGAUGAACGGAGGUAUCGGAAAGUCUUUGAAGACAUUGUACGCAUCAUGGACAGAAUGGAAAAUGACUUCCUUCCUUCUUUAGAACUGAGCAGGAGGGAGUUUGUGUUUGAGAAUGUGAAGUUUCGGCAACUACAAAAGGAGAAGUUCCAGAUCAGCAACAAUGGACAGGUUCCCUGCCAUUUUUCUUUCAUCCCUAAGCUUAAUGACAGCCAGUACUGCAAGCCAUGGCUUCGGGCUGAACCUUUUGAGGGCUACUUGGAGCCAAAUGAGACAGUGGACAUUUCUCUUGAUGUAUAUGUCAGCAAAGACUCUGUGACCAUCCUGAACUCUGGGGAAGAUAAGAUUGAAGAUAUUCUUGUCCUUCACCUGGAUCGAGGCAAAGAUUACUUCUUAACCAUCAGUGGAAAUUACCUCCCAAGUUGUUUUGGUACAUCCCUAGAGGCUUUGUGCCGAAUGAAAAGACCAAUUCGGGAAGUUCCUGUUACCAAACUCAUAGACUUGGACGAAGACAGCUUCCUAGAAAAGGAGAAAUCCCUCCUACAGAUGGUUCCUUUGGAUGAAGGUGCCAGUGAGAGACCCCUUCAGGUCCCCAAGGAGAUCUGGCUUCUAGUAGAUCACUUAUUCAAACACGCCUGUAAACAGGAGGACCUGUUCCAAACCCCUGGGAUGCAGGAAGAGUUACAGCAGAUCAUUGAUUGUCUGGAUACCAGCAUUCCUGAGACAAUCCCUGGUAGUAAUCACUCUGUGGCUGAAGCACUGCUCAUUUUCCUGGAAGCCCUGCCAGAGCCAGUCAUCUGUUAUGAGCUAUAUCAGCGAUGUCUUGAUUCUGCUCAUGAUCCCCGGAUCUGCCGACAGGUGAUUUCCCAGCUUCCAAGAUGCCAUAGAAAUGUUUUCCGUUACUUGAUGGCGUUCCUUCGAGAACUCUUAAAAUUCUCGGAAUACAACAACAUCAGUGCCAACAUGAUUGCUACUCUCUUCACUAGUCUUCUUCUAAGGCCUCCACCCAACUUUAUGGCAAGACAGACUCCAAGUGACCGCCAGCGUGCUAUUCAGUUUCUUCUGGGCUUUCUGCUUGGGAGUGAUGAAGACUAAGGUUUUUCCUCUUACUACUCCGAGAUUCUAGAGGUGGAAGAUCUCGGGCUCCAAGUAUUUCAGAAUGGUUUAAAAAGUCAUACCACAGGAAGGGUCUAUUGCAGAAUUUCAAGUUCUGUUUAUAGUGCAAAAGGAAGAGAGUUUCCUAAUCCCUCCUUUACCAUAUCCUACACAGCAAAAUACUUUUAGAUUUACAUUGCCAAGCCAAAGUUACCAUAUUUUGGUGUUUUUGUGUUUUCUCUUUAUAAGGCAAAGAGAUCUGUAUCUACACUCCUUUACCUGGGGAUGCGUUUGUUACCCUCCUACCCAAUCUUCAUGUUUGUCCUUGGUACCCUAGGCCUAGAUUCUGAGAUGGUUCCAUUCUAGGCCUACAAGCACUACUUGCUGUAGCUCAGACUUGUCUGUAGUCCUUCAUAUACGCACUUUUGACUCACCCCCUCCCCGUAUCACUCUUUGCACUCCGCUCCCCUCGUUCUAUCACUUUGAAUGAAGUCUGAGUGAGGCUAGUGACUCCUUGGGUGUGCUCAACGGUGAGUUCACCAUCUACAUAUGGUCGAUACAUGCGUUUGUGCAUUUCUACUACAAUGGCAUCUUUAUGUCUCUGUAACAUUGGCCUUUUUGUGGCUCCAUACUGGGUGGAACCGUAUUCUCUUAUCUCAGAUCACAUUUAGUAGCAUAACUUAAGGGACUAUUAGAGAUGACAUCCCAUUGAUGUGAGAGAAUCAUGAUCAGAAUGGAAGCACUUUGAGUAUUUCAGGAGUGAGAGUAUUCAUGUUUGACAGGUCCUGCAUCCCACUAUCCCUUUCCUGUCAUUCAAAUUUUACAUGAAGACUAAUCCUGGGUGUCUGUGGGACCCAUCUCCUCCUUAGAAAUCCACAUCCAGAACAACACUUGCACCACUGUAUAAAAGGGGGUCUGUACACCUCAGGCCUGUCUAGAGCUAUCACUCCUUCUCACUGCAAGGGUAACAAGGAUGACCCUUAGAACCCCUUCUCUGGUCUUCUGAAGUACCAAGGGGCAGAUGUCACCUCCUCCCUCAGCAGGGCUGACUCUGGGCUCCACCACCAGCUCCUGCAAGAAAAGGGUUUAGAGAAUCCCCUUGGCUCCCGGUCACCGUGCCCAGUGCUGUUCGAAAGACUCACCAGUGUGACCAACCGCGUACCUUACCUUUCCCACCCAAGAUGACCCUCUGAGCUUUUCAUGUAUUCAAGCUCUGUGGGACAGCCUUUAAAAAAAAAAAUCUAUGAUGGUUGACAAAAAAGCCACCAGCCACUGAUUGCAGAACUGCCUGAUGCAGUUGGCUUCCUCCUGGUUUUCUUUAGUUAAAACCACCCUGAAAUGACUCAUUCUUGCCUGGUAACAUCAGAUGCAAGGAGCAGAAUGCACAAGCUCUGUGUACAAUCUCGAGCAUUGACUCCAUGACUCUUCUACCGUAUCCAAGGCACUGCUACCAAAUGAGUCUCCAAUCCCCGUCUCUUGAGAGUUGAGUUCUUUAGCGAAAAGAAGGUACGUAUUCUGCAAUAUACUGGCAAAACCCUUUCCUGAUGGGGAGUUGGGGAAAUAGGAGUCACAUUACUGGUGCCAAAUAGCUGAAGAUCUGAUAGGUCAGGGGCUGGGUGUUGAACUUAGUUAAUGGAAGACUGAGAGCAGAACAGUUUUGUCAUCUCCACUAGGCCAGAAAGUGAUCACAAAAAGAGGCAGAUGAUAGACACUGGGGCAAGGUCAUAACACGGGGAAGUGCCUUUCUUGGGCCCAUUUUCUAGUAUGUUGCCAACCCGGGAUCUUUGGGUGAUCAAGAGUGUGAUUAGUGGGGGCUCUGUGCAGCAUGUGUACAGUGUCCCAGCUCUUUCUCCAUCUGAUCGAAGCACUGCAUUGGUUUACUGCCGCAAUCUUUUCAGCUCACCAUGGGAUGUAUACAGGGUCAAGAGUUUUAGACAAUCUCUAGAUGGGGGAGACAAAACAUAGACUAGACGGAAGAAAUCUGCUUCCCUACCAUGCCUAUUCCAGUACCCCAAACUCUAAUUCCUAAGUCCUCUAAGGUACUAUUUCAUAGCUCCUCUGAAGUAAGGAUUUCAGAUCCAACUGGUAGGGAAGGACUCUGCACUUGUUGUUUUAGGGAAGAAAUGGUUCAAAUCCAUGUGGUGACAUUGCAUUAGUCUCCCUUUCGCUGUUUUCUGAUUCUUCUUCUGUAAUCAUUUGUUAUAGUUCCCAAAAACGUCUUGAUCACUAAGCAAAGCUGCUAGUGGGAUUCUGUAUUUCAUGUCAUCUUUUUUAUUAUAAUUUAUUGCGAAUUUUUUUUCUGAAUAAAUAUAUGUUGUGUGAAAAA
Lemur catta (Ring-tailed lemur) is the source of this 5552-nucleotide messenger RNA. It is a transcript of the gene OCRL, whose product is annotated as OCRL inositol polyphosphate-5-phosphatase. Gene Ontology annotation, cellular component: cytoplasm; membrane. Gene Ontology annotation, molecular function: phosphatidylinositol-4,5-bisphosphate 5-phosphatase activity; inositol phosphate phosphatase activity. Gene Ontology annotation, biological process: signal transduction; phosphatidylinositol dephosphorylation. NCBI's taxonomy places the organism in Eukaryota, Metazoa, Chordata, Mammalia, Primates, Lemuridae. The record is from RefSeq and is a predicted model, not a curated record. The transcript is spliced from 24 exons. Bases 521 to 3226 code for a protein of 901 amino acids.